UUGUUCACUAAGGAAAUGGGUGGAUUAUGUAAGUUUUUGGUCGGUCAUGGUUGUGACGAUAGACGUUCAACAUGUUUACAAGUACCCUCUGGAACUUGUUGCUCACACGCAUUUUACCAAAUAUCCUACAAAUAAGGAGAAAUUCGUGAAAAAAAUAGAUGUGCUGGAACAGAAAACAGAUGCAGAUGGCAUUAACUACAGAAGAAGUAUUGCAGUGUGUGAAAACGUUAUUCCUAGGAUUCUAAGAACGAUAGGUAUAUUGAAUGAGAAGGCUAUUCUGCUGGAAGAGGAGUCAUGGUUUAAUGUUAGGAAGAAUCAUUUAGAGCUGAAAAGUCGCAAUUUGACGUGGUGUAAAUAUGCUAGACUCUGGGAGAAAUCAGUGUUUAAGAGGCAUAAAGACAAUCCAGCAUGGACUGUAUUUGAGCAACAUGGUAGCAUAGAUGUACAUGGGAUAGGCCCUUUUGGUAGGGUAAUAGAAAUGUUUGCUGAAAGCUUUCUUCAUUCAGGAGUGAAAAGGAGUUUAUCAAUUAUGGAAGAGUCUCUACAGGAGAGGUGCAAGGAAGCCCAUCAACAGGGAAGUUAACCAGGCCAGUAUGUGAUGGAAUGUAUUCAAUAUUCCGCCCAGUACCUGCCAAUUUAUAUUUUGUAACGUUUGUGAAUCAAUCUAAUUACUCUAUAAUAGAUGUAAACAGGGUAUUAUUAGCUCACCUGAGCCAAAGGCUCAUGGUGAGCUUUUAUGACCACUCUAUGUCCGUCGUCUGUCUGUCAACAAAUUCUAAAAGAAUCUUCUUCUUCAGAACCACUGUGAAGAUUUACACCAAACUUCACAGGAAUGAUCCUUGGGUGACCCCCUUUCAAAAGAGUUCAAAGAAUUUAAUUCCACACCGAACUCUGGUUACCAUGGCCACCAAAUGGAAAAACUUAAAAAAAUCUUCUUGUCCAAAACCGCAAGGCAUAGAGCCUCGAUACUUGGUCUGUGAAAUCAUCUAAUGGUCCUCUACCAAGAUUGUUCAAAUUAUGCCCCUUGGAUAAAAAGAGGCCCGGCCCCCGGGGUCCCAAAUUUUACAUAGACUUAAAUAGGAAAAAACUUUUAAAAUCUUCUUGUCUGAAACCACAAAACCUAGGCCUUUGAUAUUUGGUAUGUAGCAUUGCCUUAUGGUCCUCUACCAAGAUUGUUCAAAUUAUUACCCUGGGGUGAAAAGAGGCCCCGCCCGGGGGUCCUAAGUUUUACAUAGACUUAUAUAGGAAUCACUUUAAAAAUCUUAUUGUCUGAAACUGCAAGGCCUAGGCUUUUGAUAUUUGGUGUGUUGCAUUGCCUAGGGGUCCUCUACCAUAUUAUUCAAAUUAUGUCCCUGGGGUAAAAGAGGCCCUGCCAUGGGGGUCCCAAGUUUUACAUAGACUUAUAUAGGAAAAAGCUUUACAAAUCUUCUUGUCUGAAAGUUCAAGGCCUAUGCCUUUGAUAUUUAGUAUGUAGCAUUGCCUAGGGGUCCUCUACCAAUAGUAUUCAAAUUAUGUCCCUGGGGUGAAAAGAGGCCCUGCCAUGGGGGUCCCAAGUUUUACAUAGACUUAUAUAGGAAAAAGCUUUAAAAAUCUUCUUGUCUGAAAGUUCAAGGCCUAUGCCUUUGAUAUUUAGUAUGUAGCAUUGCCUUGUGGUUCACUAACAAGAUUGUUCAAAUUAUGCCCCUGGGGUGAAAAGAGGAAUUACCCCAAGGGGUCACUUGUAUAUGAGUUAUAUAAGAAAAAAUACUUAAAAAAUUAUCUGAUCAUAUUUCCUAGACUGUUUAAUUAUAAAUACCUGAUGACCUCAAGUAAUUACAGGCCACUUGACUGUGACCAUGACCUACUGACCUACUUUCUUGUUUUUUAAGAUGCAGCCUUGAAAUUUGGAUGACAUAUACAGUUUUGCAUAUCUUAACACUGACUUUCGGUGACCAUGAAUGUGACCUACUGACCUACUUUCUUAAUAUUUUAGCAUCAGUUUGACAUUUAAAACAUGUAGCUCAUAUUACUCAGGUGAGCGAUCCAGGGUCAUCAUGACCCUCUUGUUUGUUUUUGCUUGACUAUUUUUGCAACUGCCUGGAUGUUGUAGACACAAUAUUUGAUGCAUCUUAAAUGAUGAUAUUUAAGUUCUGAUAUUGUAGUAUGCCAGACAGGAUAUUUUUGAACUUUUGAGAUUUGUCUGCAUAGUCCACAAGAUACAGAUGAGUUGCUAGUUU
Messenger RNA from Mercenaria mercenaria, 2216 nucleotides. Its product is annotated as PRELI domain-containing protein 2-like. Gene Ontology annotation, cellular component: mitochondrial intermembrane space. The record is from RefSeq and is a predicted model, not a curated record. Bases 47 to 583 code for a protein of 178 amino acids. The transcript is spliced from 6 exons. Gene Ontology annotation, biological process: phospholipid transport. Lineage: Eukaryota; Metazoa; Mollusca; Bivalvia; Venerida; Veneridae. Gene Ontology annotation, molecular function: phosphatidic acid transfer activity.